Messenger RNA from Volvox carteri f. nagariensis, 1971 nucleotides. RefSeq lists its product as uncharacterized. Gene Ontology annotation, molecular function: ABC-type transporter activity; lipid carrier activity. The record is from RefSeq and is a predicted model, not a curated record. NCBI's taxonomy places the organism in Eukaryota, Viridiplantae, Chlorophyta, Chlorophyceae, Chlamydomonadales, Volvocaceae. The transcript has 13 exons. The coding region runs from base 1 to 1971 and encodes 656 amino acids. Gene Ontology annotation, cellular component: membrane; intracellular membrane-bounded organelle. Gene Ontology annotation, biological process: transmembrane transport; lipid transport.
AUGCCUGGUGGGCGAGGUUGUCGAGAGGCCCCAUACCACCUGAUCCGCAUUCUCAUAGCGCUCGCUCGGCGGGAAAGACUGCUGACGUGGAAAAUUGUACUCUUUUUUGUUAGCCUGUACGACGCUUACUACAACCUGUCGCUGCCCGUGCCGGACACCCCCGUCAACUACCGCAUUCAUGAGCUGCUCAACAUGGCCACCAAGGCUUGGACCCGCACUUACUGGGGCCGUCUGCCCGUCGUUUACAACGUCCGCAACCGGCUGAUGGGCCUCAUGUCCUUUCCCAAGUUGGCCCUGCAGCUCAAGCUGGACUUCAGCGUCAUCCUGGGACCCUUGUUCUACACGUGGGUGGUCCAGAUGUUGUUGCCGUCGCUGCUGCAGCAGCUGGUGUAUGAGAAGGAGAAGCGCCUGCGAAUGAUCAUGAAGAUGCACGGUCUGGGUGACGGGGCGUACUGGCUGGUGACGUACCUGUGGUACCUCAUGGUGUACAUAGUCUACAUGGUAUUCUUCGUCGUGUUCGGGACGUUGAUACGGCUCAAGGUCUUCACCACCACGCCCUUUUCCAUACAAGCCGUGCUGUUCUUCAUCUUCGGCAACAACAUGCUCGCCUUCGUGUUCAUGAUCUCCUCCUUUUUCUCCUCCUCCCGUAUGGCAACCGUCGUGGCCGUUCUGUACAUCUUCGCAUCGGGCCUCAUUGGCGAGCUAUUACUGCGCUCGCUCAUGCAGCAGGACAAGUCGUACAUGCUUGUCGUACAGCUGGUGCCCGGCUUUGCGCUGUACCGCGGUCUGUUCGAGUUUUCCGAGUACUCCACCCGGGCCGUCUUCGCCACCUUCCCGGGUCUUAAGUGGUCCAACCUGCGCGACCCCGGCAAUGGCAUGCUUAGCGUGUGGGUGUCUCUGCUGGCGGAGUGGCCGCUGUUCAUAGCGCUGGGCUGGUACUUUGAGCAGGUUCUGAAUAACGGGACCGGGGCGAGACGGCAUCCGCUCUUUUUCCUGCGGUGGAUGUGGCGGAAGGUAUGUGCGGCGGUGGGGUGGGGUGGGGUGCCGUGCUCGCCUGAGCCGAAUGCUGACCUCUGGGAGCUCCAGCGGAUGCAGCCUCAUGCCACAGCGGUGGUGGAAAUGGCACCGGGACGCGGCGGCGCAGCGGCGGCGCCGUCAAUGCUCAUGGCUGAGGAGCUCAAGUCGCCACCUCAGGCGGGCGGAAUGUCGAAGCGGGGCGAGGAUCUGAUCCCAGAUGCGACUGACGUCAACGGGGGCGGCAAGGGGGCUGACGGUGCCGACGCUACUGAUCGGCGUCGCCGGCCCGGUCGCCGAGGGCGUAGAUGGCGAUGCAGCUCUGGCGGCGGCACCGCUGGCCUGCCUUCCACCGUCAACCCGCGGCUGGUUGUCAAUACGGCUGAGGGAGCCCCCUCGCCGAGUGGGAGUGACCGUUGCAUAUCGGUUAUGCUUGGUACAGGUAAGGCAGCGACGGCGGCGGUGGCGGGGGCAGAGGAGGUGAAGGCGUGUACGGUAGAUCCAGUUACGUUUGAGAGUGGAGGCGGCGAGGCCUCGGGCUCCGUGAACACGCUGACGUAUGCGUGCGCACUCGCUGAAUCCAGCAGUGACGAUGUCAGGUACAAAACCACCAUGCCCGGCCUCAUCCAGCUCCUAUGUCCCCUUGCGCUUCUCUUGCUGGGUUCCUUUGCCCAUGGCCACCUUGUCCCCACCGCCCCUCUCUCGUUGUGUCUGGGUUUGCUGGGUUGGGCUUCCCUUCAGCCCCCCGUACGUACUUGCAUCGAGUCCCAGGUACAGCUCCACACCCGCCUGCACCAGUUCCGUCCACACGUCGAAGUCUUGCUGGCUAGUGUAGGCUGCCUGUGCGCCAUGACCCAAAGCAGCGAGGGCGUGCAGCAGGGAACCGCCACUUAUGAUUGUGCUGGUGCACACACUUUAACUUUGCUCGAUUCAGCCGAGCGUACAUUAGGGGACUAG